UAAAUAGCCGCGUCCCAGGCCUAAAUUCGUUGUGCCGUUGAGUUCCGCUUCUCUAGAGGUCUGGUCUACUCAACACUCUCUCCUCCCUCUUAGCAACCAAAGACUCAGAUCCGCUCGGAUUUCUUUGUCCCAGAACUAGAAUGGAGACCUUUCUAUUCACAUCAGAGUCCGUAAACGAGGGACACCCUGACAAGCUUUGCGACCAGGUCUCUGAUGCUGUUCUCGAUGCCUGCCUUGCCCAGGACCCUGACAGCAAGGUUGCCUGUGAAACAUGCACCAAGACUAACAUGGUCAUGGUCUUUGGAGAGAUUACCACCAAAGCCAACGUAGACUAUGAGAAGAUUGUUCGUGAUACAUGCCGCUCCAUUGGAUUUGUUUCUGAUGAUGUUGGUCUUGAUGCUGACAAUUGCAAGGUCUUGGUUAACAUUGAGCAGCAGAGCCCUGAUAUUGCCCAAGGUGUCCACGGACACUUUACAAAGCGUCCAGAAGAGAUUGGAGCCGGUGACCAGGGUCAUAUGUUUGGUUAUGCCACUGAUGAAACCCCUGAAUUCAUGCCUCUUAGCCAUGUCCUUGCAACUAAGCUCGGUGCACGUCUUACUGAUGUUAGGAAGAAUGGCACCUGCCCCUGGCUAAGGCCUGAUGGUAAAACCCAGGUCACUGUUGAGUACUACAAUGACAAUGGUGCCAUGGUUCCAGUUCGUGUGCACACUGUCCUCAUCUCCACCCAACAUGAUGAGACUGUUACAAACGAUGAAAUCGCUGCUGACCUCAAGGAGCAUGUCAUCAAGCCUGUCAUCCCUGAGAAGUACCUUGAUGAGAAGACAAUCUUCCACCUUAACCCAUCUGGCCGCUUUGUAAUUGGUGGUCCUCACGGUGAUGCAGGUCUCACCGGACGUAAGAUCAUUAUUGACACUUAUGGUGGCUGGGGAGCCCACGGUGGUGGUGCUUUCUCUGGAAAGGACCCAACCAAGGUGGACAGGAGUGGUGCUUACAUUGUUAGGCAGGCUGCCAAGAGCAUUGUAGCAAAUGGACUUGCCCGCAGAUGCAUCGUACAAGUCUCCUAUGCUAUUGGUGUGCCUGAGCCCUUAUCUGUCUUUGUGGACAGUUACGGAACCGGAAAGAUUCCGGACAAGGAAAUACUCCAAAUCGUGAAGGAGAACUUUGACUUUAGGCCUGGUAUGAUCACCAUCAACCUGGACCUCAAGAGAGGUGGCAAUAGUCGGUUCUUGAAGACAGCUGCUUACGGACACUUUGGAAGGGACGACCCAGACUUCACCUGGGAAGCUGUGAAGCCCCUCAAGUGGGACAAGCCCCAAUCUUAAGUUCAGCUCUGCUGCCUGUCUCAGUGCCUGCUUAUUCAUAGUACUGAAUAAUAUUGCCUUGCUGCUCACCUAUACUCUCUAUUUUCAUCCCCAGAAUGCUUCUAAUCUCAUUCAUAUAGUGCCCUAUUCAUUAUCCUUUUUUCUUUUUUCUCCCUUGAUUUUUUUUUUUUUUUUGGUUAUUCUGAGUUUGUGUCCUGUAUCAGUGUCGUAUUGCAAAAAUGUAUGAGAAUUUUGCUAUAAUAUAGUAAUGGCACUUGAAGUAACAA
Molecule: messenger RNA, 1588 nt
Organism: Gossypium arboreum
Lineage: Eukaryota; Viridiplantae; Streptophyta; Magnoliopsida; Malvales; Malvaceae
Product: S-adenosylmethionine synthase 1-like
Exons: 2
Coding region: 141-1322 (393 amino acids)
Biological process (GO): S-adenosylmethionine biosynthetic process
Cellular component (GO): cytosol
Molecular function (GO): methionine adenosyltransferase activity; ATP binding
Source: RefSeq, a predicted model, not a curated record